AUGCCAGUGGUCAUCAAUUUCCAGAAAGUUGGAACCUUUAAUAAGCGUCGAGACAAGACAGCAGAGCCCGGUGGCCUUCCUAAUCAACUAAAUGAACUCCGAUCCUUUUAUGGAAAACUGGACGAGCCGCUUGAUUUAAUGCUAGGAUGUGAGGAGUUCCGUGAUGAAGGAAUGGGAGAUUCAUUCCAUUCAAUUUUCAAUUUUGUGAAGAAAACUUCUGAAAGAGGAACUCCGUUGACAAAGGUGAUCGGAGCAGACUUCUUCUCAAAUCGUCAUAUUCUAACAUUACUUGCAACUUCUGCCUACAAUCCAGUCAAAACAGAAAUCAUUGCACUUCGCAAAAAUGAUUCAUUUUUCUGCAUAAAAACGAAAAGGAUACUCCGAAUAAAGGAAUGGGAUAUAAUUUUGAAAAAUACAUGACGUUGAAUGAAGAUGGAGAGCUUCGAAAUCCGAACGAGAAAGUUUCGAAUGCGGAAUGCUCGAAGGUCGUUCUUCGAACAACAUUCAAGAAUGACGAUGAAAAACUGAAAGUCUUUUAUGCAGCUGAAGUAGAUGCUAUCAACUCGAAAAAGAAAUUCGUCGAGCUGAAAACAACGGUUUUUGGAAAAUGGAAGUGGUUGGAGCGAAAUAGUCUGAAAAACUAUUUUCAGUCGUAUAUUGGCAAUGUUCCAUGCAUCAUUAUUGGCCAAAAGAACUUUGACAACUAUGUUCAGAGAGUCGAUACGUACUGGACCAACAAGAUUCCUGAAAUGGAUGUCAAAUGGGAUCCAAAUGUGUGCUUGGAGAAGCUAUUCAAUGUCCUCUCAACUAUCAAGUCGAAGCUCCAGUAUGAUGAUGAAGCUAUUUCUGUUAAAUUAAACGGUCAACAUAUUUUUUACGAGAGUACGAACGCAGGAGAUUGGAAUUUUGUAGAUCCUUCUUUUCUGGAAUAUUUCGAGUAG
Messenger RNA from Caenorhabditis elegans, 941 nucleotides. NCBI's taxonomy places the organism in Eukaryota, Metazoa, Nematoda, Chromadorea, Rhabditida, Rhabditidae. The record is from the annotation of a RefSeq genome assembly.